Molecule: messenger RNA, 1124 nt
Organism: Sesamum indicum (sesame)
Lineage: Eukaryota; Viridiplantae; Streptophyta; Magnoliopsida; Lamiales; Pedaliaceae
Product: Double Clp-N motif protein
Source: RefSeq, a predicted model, not a curated record
CCCUAUCCAGAUUCCGUUGAGCAGAACAUUCUGACUCACUUUCUCACACAAAGGAAAGAAAUUCUUCGAAAAAUGGCAGCUCACUCUCUCUCAGCAACCUCAAUAACCCGACCCGAACUCAAACAAUUCAACCUGAAUAAAUCAGCUCUUGGUCUGCAUAUCAGUCUACGAAGUCAAUGGCUUGGCACUAUAGCCAUGAACAAAUUCUCACUCCAGUCUUCAAGUAUCAGACCCCUUUUCACAAGACGGCGUCGCAUCAGUGCCACAAUUUCGUUCAGCCUCCCCACUUCAAAGCCAGACAGGACUGAUGCCACUGAGAAAAUCCCCAGAUGGUCAUCAAAGGCAAUAAAGUCUUUUGCAAUGUCUGAGUUGGAAGCAAGGAAGAUCAAGUCCCCAACCACCGACACUGAAGCACUUCUGAUGGGGAUCUUGAUUGAGGGAACCAGUUUUGCUUCGAAAUUCCUGCGAGCGAAUGGAAUUACACUUCUUAAAGUGCGUGAUGAAAUCUUGAAGCUGCGUGGAAAGCCUGAAAUGUUCUUCUUCAGUCCUGAGCAUCCUCCUUUAACUGAAGCGGCUCAGAGGGCCCUUGAUUGGGCUAUUGAUGAAAAGCUCAAAUCUGGUGAGAAUGGGGAGAUUACAACCACUCAUCUGCUUCUUGGAUUGUGGCGGCAAGAAGAAUCACCAGGUCAUCAAGUACUGGCUGCCUUAGGAUUCAAUGACGAGAAGGCGAAGGAGCUCGAUUCUUUGAUAUCUGAACCUGGAUUCGUAGAGGACUCAUAGUUUCUAUGCACGUAUUAUGUCAUCUAUCUCGACCCAGAAUGGGUCCCUGUUGCCAGCACUCUCACUGAAGUAUCGAACAUUUUUUGACGAUGCAAGUCUUGCAUUGCCUGAAAAUUUUUACACGAAUACAGAAGGUGGUACUUUUCCUGUCCUCCUCUUGUUAAGUUUCUUCUCAAUGUAAAAAUUGAUUGAAAACCAUAAUUCUCUGGUAGAUAAAUUUGCUCUUGAAGAUGUGGUUCGUGUGUCACUGUAGUUAGACUGUAGUUUUACUUUGUUAUGCUGACUUGUUGAGAGAGGUUUAAUUCUCUCACUCUCGUUGUCAACAUGAUUAGUUUUAUUUGAAA